GUAGCUUUGAAAAUCUCUGUUCUUAGAUUGCCAUGAGCUUCAUUCUAGUGGUCACUUGGUCUUAUGCUGGUGCUUUUAGGUUGAGAAGACUAUUUACCACUUGGACCUCGACAUUUCAACGUUGAAGGGUUCGAGGGUAAACUACAGAAAGCGAGUCGAGCAUGUACGGUUCAUUCGUGAUCAGCUACGACUGCUGUUUGCGGAACGUCAACGCAGAUCCUGUUGGGACAACAGAUACAAGGUGACCUCACUCCCACCAAAGCGAUGCCAGCAGCGCCGUGCAUUUAUGCCUGGCUCAUCAACUUUUGCUAAGGAGAGUGUGAUUCACUUCUAUUUCAAAACUGAGUUGGAGGCAAGCCGAACUUUAUGCAAAGGACGAGGGAGGUGUGUCUGUAUCAUGAAUACGAAAAGGCUUUGUGACCGAUACGGUUCUUGA
This is a messenger RNA of Cylicostephanus goldi, 436 nucleotides long. The record is from the annotation of a GenBank genome assembly. NCBI's taxonomy places the organism in Eukaryota, Metazoa, Nematoda, Chromadorea, Rhabditida, Strongylidae.